AUGUGUGCUAAAGGUAGGAACAGCAGUAGGCUAGCUACAGUGUAUUUCUCUCUUGGUGUUUGCUUAUCUAAUUUCAGAAUAAGAACCCCAUUACUUGUUUAAUGAGGUUUAGGAAGAACAAGUACAAUUCAGUGAAAAGGGGAUAAGAGUUUGUAUUGUAAUUAAGCUUGGAAUAUGUAUUGACCUGUUUGUUCUUGUGCAGUUGUAUCAAAAGUAACUCUUAAAUGAUGUAGUUCCCCUAUUUUUAUUUUCUCGGUCAGUAAGACAGCAAUUCAUACUGCAGGGGAUAAAUGUUAUGGCCAUACAGUAAUUAAAUAUUCUGAUGCCGCUGCUACUUAAGGAUAAAAAAGAAGGGUUUGAAAUAACAUGCAAGAUAGAAACCAAAGUACAUAUGAAUUCCUUGUGUGUGGUGAUUUUCACUAUUCAACUUUAUUCUUAAAGCCGCUGAGAACUCCAGAAAUCCACAGCCUUACUCUUUCUGAAAAAAAUUGGAAAUCAUUUGUGGGUUAAACUUUAGAACCCCCCUCCUUCCCCAGAGAAUAACUUCGCUAGUCUCUUCUUUUUCUUCCUUCCUUGGGUAUAUAUUAAGGAAGUUCAUUUCAAUACAACAAUAAUUGUUUGAGGGGAGGUUUUUGUGUUCACGACUAAUUUAGAACUUGUAGAUUUGAGCUGCCUGAAUUGGCCAGACAGCUGUAAUCGCACUCCUCUAUUCUUAAUCUCUUUAUCUGGGCAGCAGCUGCCAUAUGGCCACAGUCAGCUGGAUCAGAUGUUUAUAAGCUUCCUUCUUCGUCCCUCUCUGUCCUUUCAGCCUCCUAAUUUGAUCACAGCUACCUUGUGAGCUGCCCUCCAAUCUUUAUUUUUAGCCCUCUUAAGGAUUAGGAUGGAUGUUGGCUGUGGGGCACUUAAAGUGAUUGUAUUGUAAAUCUUCUUGCUUUAUUCCAGCAGUAGUAUUUUAUAGAAUAUACUUGGGACAGGAUUAUAACUUUUAAGAAUAUAUCUCUUUGCCCAAAGAUGCAGCUACUGUAUGUAACUGCUUUAGCAAAACUUGGAUUGCAAGUCACAGAAAUGAGGAAAAUACUUAAAGCCUUAAAGUAGAAACUUCCAGUGCUUGUUUCAAAAAUCUUCUCUUCUAAAGAGGAAUCACACAGACAAAACUACCAGAAUAAUGCUUGAAAGAGAGGGAAAGCAAAAUUAUUCAAUCUUUUUUUGAGACAUUUUUCUUAUUAUAGCAUAUUGGUCAAAGUAUUCUCCAGAAAUGAGAUUAAUAGAGGGGCAACCUCUUCUGCGUAACUUUCACUUGUUUACAUUUUAGUGUGCUCUUUUGAAGUUUUUGCCUAUGAAUUAGGGUUGCUUUUCAAGAGAGAGAGAGAGAAUACUGAAAAGACUAGCAUUCCCAGAUGAGGCCAAAAUUUUAUCUCUGCCAAAGCAAUUUAGAAGAGCAGCCAUUGUCAUCUUGAUCAGUUAAAUAUUAUCUUCUAUCCCUUCGCUGUAGAAUUAUGCAUGCUACAUUUCAAGUUUUUGCUUCUGCCCUCACAUUGUAAGAUUUGUUGUAACAUUUAACUUCAUCAAGCUUAAUACUUGAUCCCCCCCCCCCACUCAUCUGAUUGUAAAAUAAGCUGCUAAUAUAUCUCUGGAAGAUGGAGAAAGAAGAUAGUUGAAUAGAAAGAAGCUAUGAAAAGUUGACUAAUUUAUCCAUGUGAUUUGUUGCAUGCUGUUGGAAAUACGACUCAUUAAUAACUUCAUAUCUUGCAGAAAUUGUAAAUGGGUGGGCACAUAACUGAUUACUUCCAAUGCUUAACUAAGUCUUUUUUCCUCCUAGGUUAUGAAGACAGCAUGGAGUUUCCUGACCAUAGUAGACAUUUACUACAGUGUCUGAGUGAGCAGAGACAUCAGGGUUUUCUUUGUGACUGCACUGUUCUGGUAGGAGAUGCCCAAUUCCGAGCACACAGAGCUGUACUGGCUUCGUGCAGCAUGUAUUUCCACCUAUUUUACAAGGACCAGCUGGACAAAAGAGACAUUGUUCAUCUGAACAGCGACAUUGUUACAGCCCCAGCUUUCGCUCUCUUGCUUGAAUUCAUGUAUGAAGGGAAACUCCAGUUCAAAGACUUGCCCAUUGAAGAUGUGCUAGCAGCUGCCAGUUAUCUCCACAUGUAUGACAUUGUCAAAGUCUGCAAAAAGAAGCUAAAAGAAAAAGCCACCACGGAGGCAGACAGUACGAAAAAGGAAGAAGAUGCCUCAAGUUGUUCAGACAAAGUGGAGAGCCUCUCUGAUGGCAGCAGCCACAUGGCAGGAGAUAUACCCAGUGAUGAAGAUGAAGGAGAAGAUGAGAAAUUGAGCAUCCUGCCUAGCAAAAGAGACUUGGCGGUCGAGCCUGGGAACAUGUGGAUGAGAUUGCCCUCGGACUCGGCAGGCAUUCCCCAGAGUGGCGGAGAGGCAGAGACACACGCAACAGCAGCUGGAAAAACAGUAGCCAGCCCCUGCAGCUCAACAGAGUCUUUGUCCCAGAGGUCUGUCACCUCCAUGAGGGAUUCGGCAGAUGUUGACUGUGUCCUGGACUUGUCUGUCAAGUCCAACCUUUCCGGAGUUGAGAAUUUGAACAGUUCUUAUUUCUCUUCGCAGGACAUGAUGAGAAACAACCUGGUGCAGGUGAAGGUGGAGAAAGAGGCUUCCUGUGAUGAGAGUGAUGUUGGCACUAAUGACUAUGACAUGGAACAUAGCACUGUGAAAGAAAGUGUGAGCACUAAUAACAGGGUACCGUAUGAGCCAGCCCACCUGGCUCCUAUGAGGGAAGAUUCUGUUCUGAGAGAGCUAGAUAGAGAGGACAAAGCAAGUGAUGAUGAAAUGAUAACUCCAGAGAAUGAGAGAGUUCAGGUGGAAGGGAAUAUGGACAGCAGUCUGCUCCCUUAUGUCUCCAACAUACUUAACCCUGCAGGCCAAAUUUUCAUGUGUCCCCUCUGCAACAAGGUCUUUCCCAGCCCCCACAUUCUGCAGAUUCACUUAAGUACGCACUUUCGAGAGCAGGACGGGAUCCGCAGCAAGCCUGCCACUGAUGUCAAUGUCCCGACCUGCUCCUUGUGUGGUAAGACUUUUUCUUGCAUGUACACCUUGAAACGUCACGAGAGGACUCAUUCAGGCGAAAAGCCGUACACUUGCACCCAGUGUGGGAAGAGCUUCCAGUACUCCCACAAUCUGAGCCGCCAUGCCGUAGUUCACACACGGGAGAAGCCACACGCAUGCAAGUGGUGUGAACGCAGGUUCACACAGUCCGGAGACCUUUACAGACAUAUUCGCAAGUUUCACUGUGAGUUGGUGAACUCAUUGUCUGUCAAAAGUGAAGCACUGAGCUUACCUACUGUCAGAGACUGGACAUUAGAAGAUAGCUCGCAAGAACUUUGGAAAUAG
Podarcis lilfordi (Lilford's wall lizard) is the source of this 3402-nucleotide messenger RNA. NCBI's taxonomy places the organism in Eukaryota, Metazoa, Chordata, Lepidosauria, Squamata, Lacertidae. The record is from the annotation of a GenBank genome assembly.